This is a messenger RNA of Orycteropus afer afer, 1488 nucleotides long. RefSeq names its product ankyrin repeat domain 34A (gene ANKRD34A). Gene Ontology annotation, molecular function: protein binding. The coding region runs from base 1 to 1488 and encodes 495 amino acids. NCBI's taxonomy places the organism in Eukaryota, Metazoa, Chordata, Mammalia, Tubulidentata, Orycteropodidae. The record is from RefSeq and is a predicted model, not a curated record. The transcript has a single exon.
AUGCUGCACACCGAGGGCCACGCUCUUCUUCGGGCCGUGGGUCAGGGUAAGCUACGCUUGGCCCGUUUGCUUCUGGAGGGGGGCGCCUACGUGAACGAAGGUGAUGCCCAGGGAGAGACUGCGCUAAUGGCGGCCUGUCGAGCCCGCUACGACGACCCCCAGAACAAGGCGCGCAUGGUACGCUACCUCCUGGAGCAAGGCGCAGACCCCAACAUCGCAGACCGCCUGGGGCGCACGGCGCUCAUGCACGCUUGCGCGGGAGGUGGGGGUGCCGCCGUGGCCUCGCUGCUCCUGGCCCACGGUGCAGACCCCUCUGUCCGGGAUCACGCGGGUGCCUCGGCGCUUGUCCACGCCCUGGACCGCGGGGACCGCGAGACUCUUGCCACGCUUCUAGAUGCCUGCAAAGCCAAGGGCACGGAGGUCAUAAUCAUCACCACCGACACCUCGCCGUCGGGCACCAAGAAGACCCGGCAGUAUCUCAAUUCUCCACCGUCCCCGGGGGUGGAGGAACCUGCCCCCGCUCCCCCUAGCCCGGGGGCCUGCACGUCGCCUUCGGAAAUCCAAUUGCAGACUUCAGCAGGAGGGCGGGGGUUGUUAUCCCCUCGUGCCCAAGAGGAGGAGGAGAAGCGGGACGUAUUUGAAUUCCCUCUUCCCAAACCCCCCGAUGACCCCACCCCAUCUGAGCCUCUCCCCAAACCACCUCGUCACCCCCCAAAACCACUCAAAAGGCUCAACUCGGAGCCCUGGGGCCUAGUGGCCCCUCCCCAACCAGUGCCGCCCGCCGAGGGGAGGCCGGGGAUCGAACGCCUGACCAUGGAGUUCAACGGCCUUACGCUGACCGGUCGACCCCGUCUUUCUCGACGUCACAGCACUGAAGGCCCGGAGGACCCGCCCCCAUGGGCGGAGAAAGUGACGGGCGGGGGUGCUCUCUCUCGCCGAAACACCGCGCCAGAGGCUCAGGAGUCUGGUCUAUCCUCAGGGCUGAGACAAAAACUGAUCCGCAUGGAGCCGGUGGAGCUCGACACCCCCGGACAUCUUUGUCCCGACUCUCCAGAGUCUAGCCGCUUGUCUCUGGAGCGCCGCCGUUACAGCGCCUCCCCGCUGACCCUCCCUCUAGCGGGCUCAGCUCCCUCCCCGCGCCAGUCCCAGGAAAGUUUGCCUGGAGCAGUAUCUCCGCUGAGCGGGCGGAGGCGGAGUCCUGGGCUGCUGGAGCGAAGGGGCUCCGGGACGUUGCUCCUGGACCACAUCGCUCAAACGAGGCCCGGCUUCCUGCCCCCACUCAACGUCAGCCCCCAUCCUCCCAUCCCCGACAUUCGCCCCCAACCCGGAGGUCGGGCGCCAUCGCUGCCUGCUCCUCCCCAAGCCGGGGCGCCAGGCUCUCCCAGGACCAAGCGCAAGUUGGUGAGGCGCCACUCCAUGCAGACUGAGCAGAUCCGCCUGCUAGGGGGCUUCCAGAGUCUAGGCGGGCCGGGAGAGCCAGGGCGCUGA